GUUCCAAAGAACGAAUAAAAAAUGACAUUGACAGCUAUUCCCCGACUUUAUUUGUGUUAAUGUUUUGCGAUUUAAAUCCUGAUAUUUGUUAUUAAUUAUUAAUAAAAUGAUUACAAACUUUGAUAAGCUUUGUACAGAAUUGGAAAAGCAAGAACUUGAGGCUCCCACAGGUGUAGCAUCGCCCUCAACGUAUGCUCAGCUGCUUGCCAUAUAUCUGUAUCAAAACGAUCUAUGCAAUGCCAAAUUUCUUUGGAAAAGGAUACCUCAAAACAUUACAAGUAGCAACACAGAGCUAGCAGCUAUAUGGGCUAUUGGACAAAAACUGUGGAAAAAAGAUCUUGCUGGCAUGUAUCAUGCAAUAUCAGCUUAUAGCUGGUCAGAACCUGAAGUUGCAAACAUUGUUAGGGCCCUUGAAGAGAAAGUUCGAGAGCGAGCAUUUAAUUUGAUUGGUCGCUCAUAUAGCUCAAUAUCACUUGAUACAGUAGUAUCCAUGACUGGUCUGAGUCGAGAGGCUGUACUGCAUGCUUGCCGCGAUCGUAAAUGGGUUAUAAAAGAUGACGGUGUCACUGUUAACCCAGUACCUCCAACGCAACCAGCACCGCUCCACACAUCCAGCGAAGACCAACUGUUCAAGUUAACGGAUUUUGUCUCCUUUUUAGAAAAUUAAGUAAGUAGUACCGAAAACAGUAACCGGCACUUUGUUUGAACUUAUGCAAUACUCACUUGUUAAUUUAAAAAUACAAAAACAAGUAUAACAUUU
Molecule: messenger RNA, 760 nt
Organism: Diatraea saccharalis (sugarcane borer)
Lineage: Eukaryota; Metazoa; Arthropoda; Insecta; Lepidoptera; Crambidae
Source: the annotation of a GenBank genome assembly